AUGAAAGAGAUAAAAGACCUGUUUAAGGACACAGAUAGAGUAAAAAAGCUAGUAAAAGUAAUCGAAAGCAACAGAGGAAGCGUUCUCGUGGACUACACAAAAACACACAUCGAAGACUCAGAUAUAUCCGAGUGGGUAGAUAGACUGGAGAAAAUGAGCAUUGCAGCAAGAGUAAAGAGCAUGUUUGCAGGAGAGAAGAUAAACUACACAGAAAACAGACAGGUUCUGCACGUAAAACUUCGAUCAAUGGGAGUGAUUGAAGCAGUGCAGAGCGGAGCACAGAACAGCCUGGAUAAGGAGGAGAAAGAAAUCGUUGCUGAGCUGCAGAAGAUGAAAAGCAUAUGCAACGGCUUUGAAAGCGGGAAAAUGAAAGGAGCCUCAGGAAAACAGAUAAAAAACGUCAUUGGAGUGGGAAUAGGAGGAAGCGACCUGGGCCCAAGGCUCCUUACAUCGGCAGUUGCACCAGCUGCAGCAAAUGUAGGAAAACAGUUUAGAUACGUCUCAAAUGUGGACUCACAGGAGAUGCACGCAGCCCUUACAAACAUCAACCUUGAAGAAACCGUAUUUGUCAUUGUGUCAAAAACUUUUACCACACAAGAGACCCUGGAGAAUGCGAAGAUUGCUGUUUCUACUCUUCUCAGUAGCUACCCCAAAAGCUUUGAUAGAAAAGACAUUAUAAAAUCGCACUUUUUGGCAGUUACAGCCUCUAAAGAAAAAGCCGUGGAGUUUGGAAUCGAAGAGGAGAACAUUCUGGACAUGUGGGACUAUGUGGGCGGAAGAUACUCCAUAUGGAGCUGUGUCAGCCUUACCUCAGCAAUGAGCAUAGGCUUCGAUGCAUUCCUGGAGUUUCUAAGGGGCGCAGCAGACAUUGACACUCACUUUCUGAACACCCCAGUGGCUGAAAACAUUCCAAUGCUGCACGCAAUGGUUGAGUGCAAAUACAUAAACGAGUACGGGUACAAUAACAAGUGCAUUGUUCCAUACGACUACUACAUGAAGUUAUUUUCAUCGUAUCUCCAGCAGUGCGAGAUGGAAAGCAACGGAAAAUCUUUUACAAAAACCGGCAAUCUUCUGAUUUCUGCAGAGUUCUCGCAGCAGGGCGUCAUUCCUGGGCAGCAGACAGCUCCCAUUAUCUGGGGGACAGUGGGCACAGACUCGCAGCACUCAUACUUCCAGCUCCUCCACCAGGGAACCAUCAAGACGCUUUCAGAGUUUCUUAUCCCAGUAAACCCGCGAGCUGCAACAAAGAGAAAAAAUACAGAGGGCACCGAAGGGUCAUCUACAGCACACGAUGUUCUUAUUUCAAACUGUCUAGCACAGUCCAGAGCGCUCAUGAUGGGAAAAGAGAGCGAAGAGGGAGACAGAUACUUCUCUGGAAAUAGGCCAUCCAUCACUAUUAUGUACGACACACUCACUUCGUACACGCUUGGAAUGCUCAUAGCCAUAUACGAGCACAAAAUAUUCGUGCAGGGCCAGGUGUGGGACAUAAACUCGUACGACCAGUUUGGCGUAGAGCUGGGGAAGGUCUUAGCAAAAGAGAUCCUAUCAAAAGUGGAGAAGAAUGUUUCAGCCUUGGGCUUUGACCCCUCCACUGAUGUUCUUAUGGGGCACUACCAGCAAAAGAAGAAAUAA
This is a messenger RNA of Nematocida minor, 1632 nucleotides long. RefSeq names its product glucose-6-phosphate isomerase. Gene Ontology annotation, cellular component: cytosol. The transcript has a single exon. Gene Ontology annotation, biological process: glycolytic process; gluconeogenesis; glucose 6-phosphate metabolic process. The record is from RefSeq and is a predicted model, not a curated record. The coding region runs from base 1 to 1632 and encodes 543 amino acids. Lineage: Eukaryota; Fungi; Microsporidia. Gene Ontology annotation, molecular function: glucose-6-phosphate isomerase activity; carbohydrate derivative binding; monosaccharide binding.